Messenger RNA from Choloepus didactylus (southern two-toed sloth), 969 nucleotides. RefSeq names its product olfactory receptor 4K14. The transcript is spliced from 2 exons. Gene Ontology annotation, biological process: G protein-coupled receptor signaling pathway. Gene Ontology annotation, cellular component: membrane. Lineage: Eukaryota; Metazoa; Chordata; Mammalia; Pilosa; Megalonychidae. The record is from RefSeq and is a predicted model, not a curated record. The coding region runs from base 7 to 969 and encodes 320 amino acids. Gene Ontology annotation, molecular function: G protein-coupled receptor activity; olfactory receptor activity.
GUCAAGAUGGCUCAAAAAAAAUCUCAGCCCGAGAUGAUGGACUUGCAGAAUUAUUCCUUGGUGUCAGAAUUUGUGUUGCAUGGACUCUGCAGUUCACGGUAUUUGCAAUUUUUUUUCUUCAUAUUCUUCUCAGUAAUCUAUGCAGCCAUCAUGCUGGGUAACCUCCUCAUUGUAGUCACUGUCAUGUCUAACCCCAGCUUGCACUCUUCCCCUAUGUACUUCCUCCUGGGGAACCUAUCUUUCCUUGACAUGUGGCUGGCCUCGUUUGCCAUACCCAAGAUGAUCAGGGAUUUUCUUAGUGAUCGAAAGCUCAUUUCCUUUGGGGGAUGUAUGGCUCAAAUCUUCUUCUUGCACUUUAUUGGUGGCUCUGAGAUGGUACUGCUGGUUUCCAUGGCCUAUGAUAGAUACGUGGCCAUAUGCAAACCCUUGCAUUACAUGACUACGAUGAGUCGGCGGACUUGCAUUGGGCUGGUGUUUGUUUCAUGGACUACUGGAUUUGUGCACUCCAUCAGUCAAGUAGCCUUCACUGUGAAUUUACCUUACUGUGGCCCCAAUGAGGUGGACAGCUUCUUCUGUGAUCUCCCUUUGGUAAUCAAACUGGCCUGUGUGGAUACCUACAUCUUGGGCAUACUUAUGAUCUCAGACAGUGGGUUGCUUUCCAUGAGUUGUUUCCUGCUCCUCCUGAUAUCCUACACUGUGAUCCUUGUCACUGUGCAGCAGCAUGCUACCGGUGGGGUCUCCAAAGCACUCUCUACUUGCUCUGCACACAUCAUGGUUGUCACACUCUUCUUUGGGCCCUGCAUUUUCAUUUAUGUGUGGCCUUUCAAUAGGUUCACUGUGGACAAGCUCCUGUCUGUGUUUUACACCAUUUUUACUCCGCUUUUGAAUCCGAUUAUCUACACAUUGAGAAAUAAAGAGAUGAAAGCAGCUAUGAAGAAACUGCGGAACCGACAUGCGACUUUUAACUGA